GACAAGUGAAUUAUAUUUUUAUUAAAAUGAAGUGUACGUAGAAAAAAACAGGUUUAAAGUACAAAGAGCAGCAGCUUUGAAAUGUAACUGCAAAUUAAUCAAAAUAAUAAUCUGGAAGUAUCAAUUAAGAACGUGAUUUUGACUUCAAAAAAGCGAUAAUAAUACAGAGAUAUAUACUUUGUAUUAAAUAAACGAAUAAUUACAGUUUUACACAACUAUGUUUAUGAUAAGGUUUGCUUUGCUCGGCCUGGUAUUAUCCUUGAUAAAAGCAGAAUCCGAGUGGCAACUAACGAAAUGUUGCCCACCGGGACAGAUCUAUGUAAACGGCCCCAACUGUGAAUCAGUACCGUUAUUCGCGAUAGACGUUUAUUCUCACUAUUGGAACAUUACCCGAGAGUUCCAAAAACUUCCUCAGUGCAACGAACAUGAGGAUCUUGUGACAACGGUACUCGACGAUUUUGAAUCUGACACUGUCUUGGAGGUGCCAGCUUGCUUAGAAUAUUUUUACAUAUCAGGGGAAAAAAAACCCAUAAUAAUAAUUCGUUACUGUCAAUCAAACAAGGACCAACAAGUGAAAGCAAAUGAUACAUCCUUUCCGCAACUCUUACACACCAGAAAAUGUUGCUUUGGCGAUACAAUAUUCGACAGCGGCGCAAAGACAUGUGUGACUCGAUUAAACGAAUCACAGAGUCUUGGAGCAUUUUUGUUCAAUAAAUCGACUGACGCAGAAAGUUCAGUGAUACUCACCCAAGGUCCACCUAAGUGUAAAGGGCCGAUCGUUAACUAUGAAAUUAACGAAAACGAUAUCUUCCUACGGAACAAUACAUAUAUGGUGAUGAUACGAGUGUUGAAAAAUAAUGUCAAAGAGGAACCAGUUACUGAAGAUAACGCUUGUCUCGAGAUGACGCCGGAUUUUGCAGUUAAACGAAGCUUGGUAGUCCGUAUGUGUAGGGAUCCGCAAUUCUGCGACACGAACGCUUGUAUCAGAAAAUGCUGUCCAGAAGAUAGCUAUGGUUAUGAAGAUGGUUGCAUUAGCUUCCUCCGUUUUACCAAUGAUGUGGGAGAAUUUUACAAUGCUUUUGUGAACGCCGUAGAUCAAACGAAUUCGUUCACUUUCGACACGAACAAAAGCCACGGGGUUUUGAUUCAGAAGCCACAGUGUGACUUAAUAUACGGUUACGAUUUAAAUGAUUGGGAGAAACAUGUGUUACUGACGUCAAAUGGACAUGUUUUUAUCAAUAAUUAUGAUACAAACGACAAGCACUGCUUCGAAGUCUAUCAUAACUAUUCCGACUACAACUCUUCUCGUUUUGAAUUGUUUGUCUGUCCCAAAUACCUGACGACUGAGACUCAUAAAAACGCUGAAUGGUGGUUCGCCAUAUUGGUCGUCAAAUGUAUAUUUCUGUUGAUGACGUUGCUAGUGUACGCGUACUUACCGAAUCUACAAAAUAUUCAUGGACAAACGGUUAUAUGUUAUGUGAGCAGUAUCUUGCUGACUACCAUCUGCACGUUCAUCAGCAAUUGGUACGUCAAUGUUGGACAUAAGCUACAAAAAACAUCGUGCAAAGUUUUAGGUUUGUAUACAAACGUCUUAGGAAAUAUUCGUAUACGAAUAACGUUAAAAAAACGUGAAAAAUAUUUUUCUAGCUUACAUCGGGAUGUUUUCUUUUCAUGCGGUAUUUUUCUGGCUUAAUGUCUUGUGCUUCGA
Solenopsis invicta (red fire ant) is the source of this 1708-nucleotide messenger RNA. RefSeq lists its product as uncharacterized. The coding region runs from base 218 to 1693 and encodes 491 amino acids. The transcript is spliced from 5 exons. The record is from RefSeq and is a predicted model, not a curated record. Gene Ontology annotation, molecular function: G protein-coupled receptor activity. Lineage: Eukaryota; Metazoa; Arthropoda; Insecta; Hymenoptera; Formicidae.